Molecule: messenger RNA, 1020 nt
Organism: Histoplasma capsulatum G186AR
Lineage: Eukaryota; Fungi; Ascomycota; Eurotiomycetes; Onygenales; Ajellomycetaceae
Product: alpha/beta hydrolase fold-3 domain-containing protein
Exons: 5
Coding region: 1-1020 (339 amino acids)
Molecular function (GO): hydrolase activity
Source: RefSeq, a predicted model, not a curated record
AUGGACAACUCAAACGCCAAGUCCAAGUACGCACACUUUGCCACACCUCACCCGGUUUUCGAAUCGUUAAAAGAUGAGGCUUCCAAGCUCGUUGAGAAUUUAUAUGCCAUCGAGGAUAUGGAAAAAUUCAAGGCUGCAUGGGAUGCAUUCCCACCUGCGGUUUUCGACGAUGGCCCCGUUGUGGGCAAGGAUAUAACGAUUGAGCAUAUGAAUAUCCCAGUGAGGGAUGGUGCCAAGGUGGAACUCAGGAUCUAUAAGCCGAUAAAUCCAACCCCACGAGCAUCCUUAUUCUUUGUCGCACAUGGGGGAGGAUGGACAAUAUUCACACAUGACGCUGAAGAAGCACAGAAUAGGCAGGUGGCCAGGGACAACAAGUUGGUUGUCGUGAGUGUGGAGUACCGAAAGUGCCCGGAAUUCCCAUUCCCCUAUCCUUUGGAUGACUGCUUUGACGCGCUAAUUUGGUGUAAAUCGAAUGCUGUCAACCUUGGCAUCAACCCUGAAAGGAUUUAUUUGGCAGGCUCCACCAGUGGAGCAAACCUUGCCGCAUCCCUUGCAUUGAAACUUCGAGAUGAAGGGAUUACCGGAGUAUCUGGCCAAGUCCUCAAUAUGCCAAUGAUCUGUCACCCCGACUUCUUUCCUCGGGAUAAAUACGAAUAUAACAGCUGGGACGAGAAUAACGAAGAUGCCGCCACUUCGUCCUCGAGGGCUUUGUUCCACUGGAAUCUAUAUCUCCCAAAAGGGAAACCAGAGGUCUAUGCCAAUCCAAUACUAGCUGAAAGCCAUGCAAACCUCCCCCCAGCUCUCAUCCAGAUUGCCGGGUUUGACCCGCUCCGCGAUGAGGGUUUUGCGUAUGGUGAGGCCCUCAGGGCCGCCGGCGUCCCAGUGACUGAAAAAGUAUUUGCGGGUCUUCCACACGCAUUUUACUUUUUCCUCAAGGCACUCGACAAGGAGUCCAGAGAGUAUUUCCAGAACAUUGUCGAUUAUGUAAAUGAUAUCGAAAAGAAAUCGAUUCCUAUUUGA